Molecule: messenger RNA, 2051 nt
Organism: Durusdinium trenchii
Lineage: Eukaryota; Dinophyceae; Suessiales; Symbiodiniaceae
Source: the annotation of a GenBank genome assembly
CCCUUGCGUGAGCUGCAGCUGCAAGUGGAUGCAGUGCACAGCCUGGCUCAGCAACUCGGGUUAAGCGAUGCGCGCAGAGAAGCCUCCCAUGGACGACCGCGCAGGCAUCCAUUGCUGGCCACGGCCAUGUUUUCCAUGCGUGUCAUUGCUUUGCUCGCAGCAAUGUACCUUGGUGGACAAUACUUUGUUCGCUACAGCCCUUCAUCAUUCCGUUCAACAGUGCAGCUGUUUAAUCAAGUAUUUGCUUUGAAGCAGCUUGAGCAGCCUGGUGAGCUGCCUGAAGAGCAUCGGUUCAAUUGGUUGCCAUCCGUUGUCCUUUCCUUGCCAUAUCUAGCGCUGAUACUUGUUCUUGUGUGGGACUUGGGCAGCUUUCAGGCAAAAUAUCGGAAGCUAAAACCCACUCAGCUGUUGUAUGAGAAGUACUUUGGUGUGCGAGGGCGGUUCUACAGCAUCAAGGUGGCCAUACUACAGCUUCUAACUGUGCUGCUCCAGGCUUUUGGAAAGCUUCAGAUCUUGGGUGGAAUCGUAUCCCUUUCACUGCAGCAAUCAAAACUCUCGGAUGUGCUUGAACGCUGCUUUUGGACUUUUGUCGGCUUCCUUUGCCUGAACAGCCUCUAUCCAAGCAUUUUAUUUGUGUACCCCUCAAGGAAGUGGGCACGACUGGGGGGGGCAAUGAUGGAUGCUAUUCUUGAUAUGGCCUACACCAUCACGUACCUCGUUUUUACCUUGCUUGCCAUCUAUGAGCUAGGAUUGGAGCAAGAAAUAUCAGGGAAUUUCGGUGAUGAAGAAGCAGUGAAGUUUACUGCGAAGUUGGAUCCAGCUUUGGCCUUUCCUUCGGACUUCUUGGGAUACUUUGCUGUCUACUAUUCGGUUGCCCAUGUUUGUACCGUUUGCCGUGCUCUAGAAGGGGUAGGACGUUCAACAAUGCCACCAAGCUUGCAAGGCUCUACUUCAUCACUGUUGCGCAGAGCAAGUCUUCUUCGUCUCAAGAAAUGCAAAGUAGUUUGCAAAGCACUGUACUCACCUGUCUUGCUGAUAGCCAUCUUCAGUUUGCUGCUUUCAAGCAACUCCUACCCUGGUCACUCAAAAGACUUCGGAUGCUUUCCAUGCCAUUGCUCGAAAGACUUUGGUGACUUUCAACAGCUUGAAAGCUGUGGCCUCGCAGGUGUUCUCCGCCUUACAGAUGUGAGUCUAAGCGGUAAGAACAUCAGCAAUGUCAGAGAGGGCGCCUUUGAGUCUUCGCGUCGCUUGCAGCGCUUGUCGCUUUCGGGGAAUCCCUUGUAUUUUUUGCCCAAGAAGAUCUUUUGGCCGCUCAAAGACUUGCAACUCUUGGACCUGGGUCGGAUGGGUUUGCAAAGUGUAGAGUCUGAGACUUUCGAAGGUUUGUCUGGAUUGAAAGUUCUUUCGCUCAGUCAAAAUGAAUUGCAGCAGCUCCCAAAUGACCUCCUUUACCCAAUGCCAGCCUUGGAACAGUUAUUGCUCGGGGGCAACAUUGAAGGGCGCACACGCAUUGAUGGAAACCAAUUGGAAGCUCUGCCGGCUGAUCUUUUUCAGCGCAGUCCUUGGCUGAGGGUUCUGGACCUUAGCGAGAACCAAUUGAGGGCACUUCCAGCACAGAUAUUUGGACACACCCCGUUGCUGCGGACGCUUGACCUGGGAUCCAACGAUCUCAUAGAGUUGCCCUUAGACGUUUUCGAGGGUUUGAGCAAUUUGCAGACACUUGACCUGGGGGGAAACAACUGGAUCAUUGAGUUGCCCUCAGGCAUUUUUGCCGGCUUAAGCAAUUUGCGGAUGCUUGAUCUGGGACGCAACAAUCUCAGAGAACUGCCCUCGGACGUCUUUAAAGGCUUGAGCAAUUUGCAGAUGCUUGAUCUGCGACAUAACGUGCUCAGAGAGUUGCCCUCAGAUGUCUUUGCAGGUUUGAGCAAGUUGGAGACGCUUGAUCUGGGAUUCAACUGGCUCGGCGAACUGCGUUCAGAUGUGUUUGUAAAGGUAUUGUCGGGCCUGAGCCGCCUCAGCCAUUUGCAAACGCUUGACCUUCGCAGCAACUU